Messenger RNA from Indicator indicator, 825 nucleotides. RefSeq names its product cholesterol 25-hydroxylase (gene CH25H). Gene Ontology annotation, biological process: cholesterol metabolic process; sterol biosynthetic process. The coding region runs from base 1 to 825 and encodes 274 amino acids. Gene Ontology annotation, molecular function: steroid hydroxylase activity; C-4 methylsterol oxidase activity; iron ion binding. The record is from RefSeq and is a predicted model, not a curated record. The transcript has a single exon. NCBI's taxonomy places the organism in Eukaryota, Metazoa, Chordata, Aves, Piciformes, Indicatoridae.
AUGAACUGCAGCCUGCCAAACAAAGUGCUGCUCAGCUAUGCGAUGGCUAGACAGCAGGACAGGUUGUGCCUUCAGCCUCUUUGGGACUUUGUCAUGGACAAGGAGCAACUGAUCAAGUCACCUUUUUUCCCAGUGCUGUUUUCUUUUACAGCAUAUAUGGCUUUCUGUCUUCCAUAUAUUGCACUGGAUUUUUUAAGCACUAGACUACCAAACCUGAGAAAAUACAAAAUCCAGCCGCAAAACUAUCCAACUCUUGGAAUGAUGGUGCCUUGCUUUGUUCAAAGUGCAUAUCACCACGUUGUUUUGAUCUUUCCGGUGACAUUUCUCCACUGGUACUGCAGACCAUUGAACCUACCAGUGAUAGCUCCAGAGCUGCCUGAGGUCCUGCUAGAAGUAGGAGCUUGCCUGCUUCUCUUUGAUUUUGAGUACUUCCUGUGGCAUUUGCUUCAUCACAAGGUGCCUUGGCUCUACAAGACCUUCCACAAAGUGCAUCACAAGCAUGUGUCAACGUUUGCUCUUACUACACAGUAUUCCAGUGUGUGGGAAUUGCUCUCACUGGGAUUUUUUGCUGCUAUCAACCCAGUGUUCCUCAGGUGCCAUCCUUUGACGGAGAUUAUUUUCUUCCUUGUAAAUAUUUGGUUGUCAGUGGAGGACCAUUCAGGAUAUGACCUUCCGUGGUCAACUCACCGACUUGUGCCUUUUGGUUUAUAUGGGGGAGCACCACAUCAUGAUCUCCAUCACCUGAAAUUCAAAUCAAACUAUGCUCCUUACUUCACCCAUUGGGACAAACUCUUUGGGACCUUCACAGAAUCACAUUCUAAUUGA